AUGUUCAACUCUUUUCUCGCGCAGUUCGGCCAGAGACAGGUCGCCAACGUCUUGAACAACGCGUUCAACGCGAGUGCGCACUCGGUCAACGCCGCCAUGGCCGCAGCUAUGAUGAACCAGCCCGCACAGCGAUUUUUCCACGCAGCCAUGAACACGCCCUCGAUGAUGGAGAUGACCCAUCCGGCAAUGACUCAACCUACCCAACAGCUUCAAUUACACGUGGGACAGCCUCUUACGAAGAAGCUGUCUACCGCACAAAGCAGGAUUGAGAAGCGGAAGCAAUUGAAAAAGCAAGGUCCCAAGCGUCCCUCGUCAGCCUAUUUCCUGUUCUCAAUGGAUGUGAGAGAGGAAUUGAUCAGACAAUACCCAGAUGCAAAAGUACCUGAGCUAUCAAAAUUGGCUUCAGCCAAAUGGAAAGAGAUGACGGAUGAGGACAAAAAGCCAUACCACGAAAAGUUCAAGGCGAACUGGGAGAAAUACCGGAUUGCAAGAAAGGAAUACGAAUCUACUUUGCCUCCAAAGAGACCUUCGGGCCCAUUCAUCCAGUUCACCCAAGAAGUCAGACCUCAAAUUGUUCGUGACAACCCCGAUAAGGAUCUUAUCGAAAUAACAAAGCUAAUUGGCGAGAGAUGGCGUUCGUUAUCCGCAGACGAGAAACAACAAUACACCAAUUCUUACAAGAAGAAGCUAAGGGAAUGGGAACAACAGUAUCCAGAAGAAGCUGCUGCCGAUGCAGGCAGACCUCAAGGUACUGAGUAA
Messenger RNA from Lachancea mirantina, 759 nucleotides. Lineage: Eukaryota; Fungi; Ascomycota; Saccharomycetes; Saccharomycetales; Saccharomycetaceae. The record is from the annotation of a GenBank genome assembly.